Molecule: messenger RNA, 1696 nt
Organism: Bipolaris maydis ATCC 48331
Lineage: Eukaryota; Fungi; Ascomycota; Dothideomycetes; Pleosporales; Pleosporaceae
Product: WD40-repeat-containing domain protein
Molecular function (GO): protein binding
Source: RefSeq, a predicted model, not a curated record
AUGAGCGCGAUACUUACAGACCGCCAAGCAGAGGAGUUGCACAAGGCCAUUGUCGCCUAUCUGGGCGUCAUAAAUGCGCCAAGGACCGCAGAGGCUUUCCGUGAGGAAGCCGGCAUCUCGGACAAUUUCGACGAGGCCACGCGGAAAAAGUAUGAGGGGCUACUCGAGAAGAAGUGGACGAGCGUAGUCCGCUUGCAGAAGAAGGUCCUGGAACUUGAGCAGCGCAACCAGAGUCUCCAGAGCGAACUCGACUCCACAACUCCUACCUCGCUUCUCCGAAGAAAUCAGGACCCCACCAGCUGGCUGCCACGAGCCCCGGCACGACACACGCUCCAAUCGCAUCGCUCCCCGAUAACAUGUGUAGCCUUCCACCCCAUCUUCUCCUCACUUGCUUCAGGCUCAGAGGACACGACCAUCAAAAUCUGGGACUGGGAAUUGGGAGAGCUCGAAAGGACAGUCAAGGGACACACAAAGGGUGUGCUCGACGUUGACUUUGGUGGCCCAAGAGGCGGUACACUACUGGCAUCUUGUUCUAGCGACCUGACCAUCAAACUCUGGGACCCCUCGGACGAGUACAAGAACAUCCGCACUCUCCCAGGCCAUGACCACUCCGUCUCUGCCAUUCGAUUCAUACCCAGCGGCGCAGCAGGUUCGCCGUCGUCUGGCAACCUGCUUGUUUCCGCGUCCCGAGAUAAGACAUUGCGGAUAUGGGACGUUACAACAGGAUACUGCGUCAAGACGAUUAGAGGACAUGUCGACUGGGUACGCGACGUAGCGCCAAGUUUCGAUGGACGAUGGCUACUAUCUGCGGGUAAUGACCAGACUGCUCGGCUGUGGGACGCCGGCUCGGGCGAACCAAAAUGUACCUUCAUAGGUCACGACCAUGUAAUUGAAUGCGUCACCAUAGCGCCUCCAGUGUCGUACGCCAAUCUUGCCUCUCUUGCUGGACUUAAAAAGCCACCGCCACUGAGCAGCUCAGCCGAGUACAUAGCAACCGGAUCGAGAGACAAGACAAUAAAGAUAUGGGACGGACGAGGAACUCUGAUCAAGACACUGACAGGCCACGACAACUGGAUACGAUCCCUAGUCUUCCAUCCUGGUGGAAAGUAUUUGCUAUCGGCUAGCGACGAUAAGACCAUCCGGUGCUGGGAUCUCACGCAAGAAGGCCGAUGUGUCAAGACGGUCACUGACGCACACGGCCACUUUGUCAGCUGCAUGCGAUGGGCACCCAAUAUCGUCAAGGAUGUACCUGCCAAUGGAGAUACCCCCAAUGGCACAGCAAACGGUACCAACAAGAAGAAUGAGGACGCCACAAAGGGCAUACGGUGCGUCAUUGCGACGGGAUGCGUGGACCUCAAUGUUCGCAUCUUUGCCUCAUGAAAGAAGAAGACAUUGUUUGCUGUUGAAUGCAGCCUAAUCAACUUCCUGUGCUUUCCAUUUCCAAAGUUGGAUGUACAGACGGAUGUCCCGCCGCCUUUGUACGCGCGAUGCUUAAUGACUCUCAAAUCUUACGAUACGACUUCAUGUACAUACCCGAGUUACCAGAUAGCAUCUUCCCGCGUCGUGAGAUGGCGUUCGUGGGUCCAAGGACAUGAACAUGGGGUAGACGUCAGUCUGCGAAGAAGGAAUGGUGGAGGAACGAGGAGAUAUGCACUUAGUAUGCCAUAUUAGCUCAGAAUGCGAUCUACUUCUGCCU